Molecule: messenger RNA, 3439 nt
Organism: Copidosoma floridanum
Lineage: Eukaryota; Metazoa; Arthropoda; Insecta; Hymenoptera; Encyrtidae
Product: fatty-acid amide hydrolase 2
Cellular component (GO): endomembrane system
Source: RefSeq, a predicted model, not a curated record
AGAUAUUUAUGGGUUUUUAUAUAAUAUCUAAAAUAUAAUUACUGUAGAUUCAGAAGGUAAAAGUAAAGGAAUUUUAAAAAUGUAUGCAUGUUGCGUAUAGAACUGAAUUUUCGUAUUGGUAGUAGGAUAAUAAUUUCGGUGUUUUAACGAACUAUUACCAAAUUAAAAUUGGUUAAACGUUGAUCUGUGCAAUUAAUUACCAUUUUUUAUAACAAGUUCGUGUAAGUUGCCAGUUUAUCAACGAAAGUGAAAAAUUUGAAAGAUGAACGCCUAAAUAAAGACGAGCAAAGAUCGCUGACCAAACAAAAUGUGCAAACAAUAUUCAAGCAUCAGUUUCCAGUACAGCAUGAAUAUUUUGCAAAAAAAAAAAAAAGAACAUGGCAUUUGUUUGCAAUGAUUUUCCAAUACGCGCUCAACUAUGCAAACGUGCACCCUGUAUUUAGUAUACGUAUUUCCACAUCGCACUGCCGAUUUGCGUGAAAAUUAAUAAAUACAAGUAGAGAAAAUAUCAAAGCAAGUGACGAUUAUUAUUCUGCCGUAAGUCACGAGCGCAGCGAACCAUCGGUUCGCAAAUGCUAAUCCUUCGAACAAACAGAUGUAUAAAAUAAACAAACUCCUCUCGGUUUCGGCUUAUGCAUAUAAUAUACAUAAGUACGCACCUCGACCCAUGCCAAAUCAAGUGUAUUGUCGGCUCGUAUGCGAGUUUUAGCGAGCAUUUGCCAUCACUUUAUCUGCAAUCGCUGCACAUAUGUAUACUAUACGUAGCACGUAAAUUAGUGAAUAAGAAGAAGAAACGAAAAGCCACUCACGAGCGCAUAGCUGAUGCGAAAGACUGCGUGGCUGUUUAGUCGACGGACGCGUGCACUGCAGGGAGAUACUCUGUCGGAUCGACUCUGCUCGUUGAAGCUAUUAAUUUUUCUUAUUUUAUUUUAUUUUUUUUUUUUGCCGUAAAACGCGUGUUGUUUAACUACAGUGUAUACUUAGGAGCCUACACAAGUGCGCGUUGAAGGAUCGAUGGUACGAGGUUUACCGAUUCGAGACGGAGCUGUAUUUUAUUUACUGUCAACAAUCCAACAAACCCCCCCCCCCUGCGAUGGAUCUGUCAAUGAUUUUAUAUUGUCAAAAAAGUGGACCAGCUUUUUGUGUAUACGAUCGGUUUAAUGGAGCUAAAUUUUCGCGCUCAUUGAAUAAACGAGUAAACUGCCGAAUGACUGGACGCAUGCAACAGUACGUGUAAGUAUAUAAUAUGUGGUACAUUACGAGGUCGCCGCGAGCUUUUGUAGCUGUGCUGGAUUAUCAUGUGUGUACCUAUACGUGUUGAACGAGCACGUAAAUGCCUUCUUGUAUAUGAAUCGACGCUAUAAUCUCUCGAUAAUGAAUCACGUUUGAUAUGGAUUUUUUUCCCUUUUUUCGGUGCGCUAAUGCUCGGGUGUCGGUAAAAAUUUAUAGCUGCCGUGUACACGCGUAGUUGGAUGGUUUUAUUCGGGAAAUGACUCUCAAACUGGGUGGCCAAAUGCUUCGUCGCUGUAAAGCACAUUUCCAGCCAUAUGCGUUUAAAAAAAAGAGGAGUAGACCCGACAAGGAGCCCAAGAUGAGGAACAUCGUCAAGAUCGUCAACCUGAUCCACACACUGGUCCAGUUCGUGGCGAGGGGAUUUUUCCUCCUCGUGGCCUAUCUGAGCGGGCCGGCCGAGUCUCAGCCACCGAUCAAGGACCUCACGCUACUCCACAGCGCCACCGUGCUCGCUCUAAAAAUAAGAACUCGCCAAUUAUCCUCGGAGAGCGUCGUAAGAUCCUACAUCGAGAGAAUCAAAGAGAUACAGCCGACUUUGAACUGCAUGACGGAGGACAGGUUCGAGGACGCGCUGAAGGAUGCCGUAAAGUGCGACGAGCUGCUCAAGUCACUGGACAAACCCUCCGUUGAGACCCUCGCCAGAGACAAGCCGUUUUUCGGGGUCCCCUUCACGACCAAGGACUGCAUUGCCAUCGAGAACCUGAAACAGACCGCUGGUCUGGUAGCUCGCAGGAACUACCGGGCCGCCAGGGACGCGGAGUGCGUGAGACUGAUGAGACUCGCGGGGGGCAUUCCCCUCGCUACCACCAACGUGUCCGAGCUCGCCAUGUGGUGGGAGAGCACGAACUGCAUAUACGGAACCACCAAAAAUCCUUACAACACGAGGCACAUCGUAGGCGGGUCAUCGGGCGGUGAAGGUUGCAUUCAAGCUGCAGGUGGAUCCCCAUGUGGGAUCGGAUCGGACAUCGGUGGAUCGAUUCGCAUGCCCAGCUUUUUCAACGGGAUUUUCGGGCACCGGCCCUCCAAAGGUGUCGUGUCUAACGAGGGCCAGUAUCCAAACGCGUACACGGAGGAGCAGAACGCGCUCCUAGUGGUGGGCCCGAUGUGCCGGUUCGCCGAGGACUUGGGGCCCAUGCUGGGGGUACUUGCCGGGAAAAAUGCCGAGCUGCUGAAACUCAACUCCAAGGUCGACAUGUCGAAGCUCAAGGUGUUUUACAUGGAGGACAGCGGCGGCGAGAUGCUCGUGUCGUCCGUGGACCCGGAGAUCAAGGAAUCGAUGCGGCGCGUCGUCGAUUACUUCGAGAGGGCGCACAAGGUCAAGCCGACGAAGGUUGAGAUCCGCAAGUUCAAGAAGAGCUUGUCGCUGUGGCUGGCCAGAAUGUCGAGCCGCGAUGGCAAAGACUUCUCGUACGAGAUGAGCAACUGCACGGGCCGGCUGAACGUAGCCUGGGAGCUGCUCAAGUGGAUCACGUUCACGAGCGAGCACACGAUCGCGGCACUGGUCACGGCCACCUUCGAGAGACUGAACGUCGGCUACGGCUCCGAGCUCCAUGGCAAGCUCAAACAGGAGGGGAAAGAGCUCCAGCUGGAGUUUCAGGACAUGCUCGGCGACGACGGAGUAUUUUUAUAUCCGACGCAUCCCACCGCUGCCCCACUUCAUCACGAGCCACUCGUCAAGCCCUUUAAUUUUUCGUACACGUCCAUUAUUAACGUGCUCGCAUUACCCGCGACCGCUUGUCCCCUUGGAUUGGACAAGCAGGGCUUGCCAAUUGGUUUACAGGUGGUGGGUGGACUUUACCAGGAUCAUUUAACGAUUGCCGUAGCCGAGGAGCUACAGCGGGGAUUUGGGGGCUGGGUGCCACCGGCGAUAAUCGAGUAACGCACCGAUGCCAACUUCCUAUGCCGAGGAAACAAAACAAUGCCUUAUAGACUCAAAAACCAAGGAAAUUAGCUGCUGAACAAUAAAGCCCCCUAUUGCGACCUCUCUUGCUCAUUAUAUGCGUGGACUUGACAAGCAGAGGGAAAACGGAAAGGGAGGGGGGAUUGGGGUAGGGGGCCCAGAAUAAUACUGUUUUUUAUAUCUCGAUUGCGCGACGCGAGGCUCGAUUUUUUUUUCGGCCCGUGCAGAUUAUUAUUAUUAUUAUUA